GAUCUAGCUAAAAAAUACCUUGAUGACUAUACAAAACAAGAAGGCUUCACUAUACGUAAAAGAAGGCGUACAAUAGAUCCAAAGAAUAAUACCAUUAUAAGAUGUCGAACAUAUGAAUGUUCUUAUGCCGAUACAUACGAACCUCAGAAGGCAAUUCUAGAAGAGGACAAAAGGGAAUGA
Messenger RNA from Dentiscutata erythropus, 180 nucleotides. NCBI's taxonomy places the organism in Eukaryota, Fungi, Glomeromycota, Glomeromycetes, Diversisporales, Gigasporaceae. The record is from the annotation of a GenBank genome assembly.